UGCCCCAGUAAUUCGGUUUAACAUAUUUCGAAACGAAAUGGAACAGAAAUGGAAUAAACACAAAUGGAGCUUUCAUGACGAUUUCCAGCCGUGAGUGAGACAUGUUGAUCACGCAUGACCGCACCUGAUAGCUGAAAGAAAAGCGGAAAAUUCGGAAAAUGGCAGUUAAGACUAUAACUGUUGUCAUGAAUAGGUUUGCGAGAUGUUGGUUUUCACUUGUUGUUCUCACGGUGGUUUUUAACUGUGUUAGAUGUGGGGUUGAUGCACAUUUUAAGAAGGAAAAAUACCGAUACGAAGCUGAAAAGUGGCUGAAAAACAUCGACAUCGACCUUCUCAAGUUCAACUCCCUUGCCAGUCGUCUGACAUGGGAACUCAGCGUCGAUCCAGAAAUCGAGAAAUAUUCGGAGAACGGUAAAGAACUGACGUUGGUCAAAAACAGGUGGAGAAACGCAAUAUGCGGUUAUGAUGUCCAGAAAGACUUGCUGUCGGAGGAACAGCAGAGGAAGCUGUUUUUGCUGUGCAGAGGCGGGAAGUUCACCGAUACUGGUAUUGUGAAAUAUGUAGAAACCAUGGGAGCUCUGGCUGAGUCCUAUGGCUCAGAUAUAUGCCUGCCCCUAACGGAAGAUUUUAUGGAAUUCUACUCCAUGUUAUUCCCUAAUAUUUCCAUGCAAUUAACCCUUCCAAAACCUGGAGAUUGCGUUUCUGGAGAGCCAGAUCUGGAAACAAUGAUGAAGAGGCAAGAUCUGAAUCCAGAACAACUGAGAUGGAUCUGGACCCUGUGGCAUGAUUCAGUUGGACCUAAAGUGAAAAAACCUUUUUUUAGAGCGGUUGACAUUUUAAAUGAAGCUGCUAGAGCAAACGGUUAUUUGGACAACGGAGAAGUAUGGAGAGAAGAGCUGGAAAUACAGAACCUCGAGGAAAUUGUAGAAGAGUUGUACUUAGAGAUAGAAGUGUUAUACAAGAUGCUCCAUUCAGUGGUUAGGUUCAAACUCUACGAAAAAUACGGUCCUUCUGAGGUCGAUCUGAAAGGACCCUUACCGAUACAUCUAUUAGGGAAUAUGUGGGGUCAAGACUGGUCCUACCUUCUGGGACUUAUUUUCCCUAAAAACUACAAGGUGAUAUUAAACGAAAGAUUGAGAUCUAAAAACCAGACAGUAAGGCAUAUGGCUUCAGAAGCUGAGGAUUUCUACGUUUCUAUGGGAAUGCCAAGGAUGACCAGGAAGUUCUGGAAGUAUUCGAUAUUUCAGAAGAAGGAUAACACAUCGGUUUGUCAUGGGACCGCUGCCAAUUUAUACCAUGAUGGCGAUUUCAGGAUUAUGAUGUGUGGCCAACCCAGCAUAGAUGACUUUUAUGUUAUUCAUCAUGAAAUGGGACACAUCGAAUACUAUAUGGCAUAUGAGCAGCAACCAGCAGUAUUUCAGGAUGGUACAAACACAGCUUUCCACGAGAGUAUAGGGGACGCUAUUAUGCAUGGGGUGAUGACACCCCAACAUCUUCACCGUAUAAGUUUGCUCAAAGACGAGGAACUCUUCGAUUCCAACACUGAUUUCGCUUUGAAUUUACUGCAAGCCCUAGAAAAAAUACCAGAGAUCCCAUUCGCUCUCCUCAUUGAUAAAUACAGGUGGAAAAUAUUCAGAGGGGAAAUCCCCAAACAAAAACUCAAUACGGCAUAUUGGGAGAUGAAUAGGUUAUACAGAGGGGUAGUACCACCUGAACAUAGGGGUGAAGAUUUUUUUGAUGCUGGAGCAAAGUUUCACAUACCAGAUGGAACACCUUACAUCAGGUAUUUCCUCAGUGGUAUUCUCCAAAUGGACCUCUUCAAAAGUUUCUGCGAGAUAACUGUAUUGGGUAGAAAUUCAAAGAACAAGGAAGAGGAUAAGAUACUACCUCUUCAAAGAUGUGAUAUUUAUGGUUCUAAGAAAGCUGGAAGAAAUUUGAGACAAGUUUUAUCACUUGGAUCAAGUGUCCAUUGGAGUGUGGUGUUGAACCUACUGACUGGUCAUAGUAAGAUCACAACCAGGCCUUUUCUACAAUACUAUGCACCUGUUCAUAAAUGGCUCAAGAACUUCAUUGAAACUCAUAACCUUUAUGUAGGUUGGUAAACCAAGUAAUUUAUGUUGUUGAAUCAUUAAAUGUAGCAUUUCAUC
Messenger RNA from Harmonia axyridis, 2147 nucleotides. Its product is annotated as angiotensin-converting enzyme-like. Gene Ontology annotation, molecular function: metallopeptidase activity; peptidyl-dipeptidase activity. Gene Ontology annotation, biological process: proteolysis. The transcript is spliced from 9 exons. The record is from RefSeq and is a predicted model, not a curated record. Gene Ontology annotation, cellular component: plasma membrane. The coding region runs from base 159 to 2102 and encodes 647 amino acids. Lineage: Eukaryota; Metazoa; Arthropoda; Insecta; Coleoptera; Coccinellidae.